AUGGACUCCUUACGGGCAGAAACAGCAACCAGACAGGGGCAGGAGGCCUAUAAUAUGCAGGUCGACGUAGCCGAACUUCACAUGGUUGCUGGAAAAUGCGUCGAUAGGAACCCUUCUGCCACCGAGGCACACCUGUGUACGAGGUUUUCCCGCGCAGUCUAUUAUUAUUUGCUGCUGACCGCUUCUGGCAUGAGUGAUUCGAAGGUAUAUUUUCCUCGGGAAGGGCUAGCGAAGGAAGCCCAUAUAGGAUCUAUGGAUGUUUACCGCAGAGUGCAUACAGAGUCUGUUACAAAACCUACUGAAUUCUGGACAAACAUUGCCAAAGACUUUACAUGGAAAGUUUUCCCUGAACCAAAGAACACCUUAGCUUACAAUUUCGAUUUGAAAAAAGGCCGAGUAUUCAUUCGCUGGUUUGCAGGCGGCAAAACAAAUAUUUGUUACAAUUGCUUGGAUCGUCAUGUGAAGAACGGUUUGGGUGACAAAGUUGCUUUUUGCUGGGAGGGCAAUGACCCAAACGACUCGAGGAGCAUUACAUAUAAUCAGCUUCUAGAAGAGGUCAACACAUUUGGCACGACUUUGCGACGUCUUGGUGUCAAGAAAGGGGACCGUGUGGCAAUUUAUAUGCCAAUGGUUAUUGAGCAAGUCGUGGCUGUUUUGGCCUGCGCCCGAAUCGGAGCUGUCCACUCAGUCGUUUUCGGUGGCUACUCAGCUGAAUCUCUUUCGGAAAGGAUAACUAAUGCAGAUUGCCGAGUUUUGAUAACUUGUGAUGGGACCUGGCGGGGAACAAAACUCGUCAAUCUGAUGGCGGUUGCGACGCGGGCCAUGGAGAUCUGUGAAUCGAAAUCGCACGCAGUGCACCAUUGCAUUGUUCUUCGCCAUGUAACUUCUUGUCCAAAUAAUUCAAAAAUGUCCUUGGUUGCCGGCGAAAACUGUCAGUCCUUCCUACCCGGAAUCCGCCCUGUUGCAAACCUCACUGUCCAAAUGCGACCUGGCCGUGAUAUAUGGUGGGACCAAGCCGUUGCUGACUGCAAGUCCUCUCCCUGUGAUGUCGAGUGGGUGGAUGCCGAAGACACUCUCUUCCUACUGUACACCAGUGGAAGCACGGGCCGGCCGAAGGGCAUGGUUCAUACUACCGGUGGCUACAUGAUCUACGCUGGAACCACCACCAAGUACACCUUUGACCUUCAACCUGACGAUAUCUACUGGUGCACGGCUGACAUUGGAUGGAUUACAGCUCCCACCGUCAUCCGCACCCUUAUCGGCGCCGGAGAUGAAUUCGUGAAAGCCCAUGAUAGAUCAAGUCUAAAAAUCCUUGGCAGUGUCGGUGAGCCAAUUAACCCCACCGCAUGGGAAUGGUACUAUCACGUGGUGGGUGAGGGCCGUUGCUCCGUUGUGGACACCUUCUGGCAGACUGAGACC
Molecule: messenger RNA, 1419 nt
Organism: Dibothriocephalus latus
Lineage: Eukaryota; Metazoa; Platyhelminthes; Cestoda; Diphyllobothriidea; Diphyllobothriidae
Source: the annotation of a GenBank genome assembly